Harmonia axyridis is the source of this 1557-nucleotide messenger RNA. RefSeq lists its product as uncharacterized. Bases 1 to 1557 code for a protein of 518 amino acids. Gene Ontology annotation, molecular function: nucleic acid binding. The record is from RefSeq and is a predicted model, not a curated record. The transcript has 5 exons. NCBI's taxonomy places the organism in Eukaryota, Metazoa, Arthropoda, Insecta, Coleoptera, Coccinellidae.
AUGGCAGCCAUAGGUCAUUUACGGGAGUUCAAUGUUAGUGUUUCUGACUGGACAAUCUACAAAGUGCAGUUAACGAACUACUUCGCAGCAAACAACAUAACCGAUCCCGCAAUAAAAAGGGCAAUAUUUCUAAACUGUUGCAGCGAAAGCAGUUUUCAGCUUUUGAACAGUUUGUGUAUCCCGGAUACUCCACAAGAUAAAGACUUCGAUAAUUUACUGAAGUACUUCGAUACAUACUUCGCUCCGGCGAAAUUAGUUUUUCCAGAAAGACAGAAAUUCUAUAAUUGUUCUAAAGCCAAAGAAGAAUCUGUUCAAGAAUGGGCUGCUCGUGUUAGACAACUGGCUUCCAGAUGCAAUUUCAAAACGGCCGAAUUAUCCACCAUUUUGAGAGAUAAAUUCAUAAUGGGGUUUGAAAAGGGGCCUAUAAUGGACAGGCUAUUCGAAGAAGACGAAACAAAACUCACUUUUGAAAUGGCAAUUGAAGUAGCAUGCAGAAAAGAGGCUACAUGCAAGACUGAAGUGGCUUUUGGAAAUGUGAAGAAAGAGGAGAUGGAGAUGUACUAUUCGAAGACGAAACUUGGACCUGAAUUUCCUGAGAAGAAAUCGAAGCAUGGUUAUGAAAGAAAACUUUUCGAGAAGAAACGGACAACGGAAUGUGAUGUGUGCGGUAAAGUUCACUAUGGUUUGUGCAGACUUAUGAUGGCAAGAAAAUUCAUCCCUUGGGAAAAAUCGAUGUUUGUAUUGGAUACAGAGCCUAGACCAAUAGCUUUUGCUCUGAAAGAAAAAGUGGAAAAGGAGAUAGAUAGAUUGGUUGAAGAAAAUAUACUAACACCUGUUGAUUAUAGCGAUUAUGCUACUCCCAUUGUGCCUGUGUUGAAAAGUAAUGGGUCAGUUAGAAUAUGUGGAGACUAUAGUGUAACUUUAAAUCCAAAUUUGGAAAUUGAUAAAUUUCCUUUGCCCAGAAUAGAAGAACUGUUCACUAAAUUGCAGGGUGGUACUAUUUUUACCAAAAUAGAUUUGUCUAGUGCAUUUCAGCAGGUCGAAUUAGAUGAUGAAAGUAAAAAACUCACCACCAUCAGUACUCAUAGGGGUUUGUUUUUUUAUAAUAGGUUACCGUUUGGCAUUCAUUCUGGUCCUUCGAAAUUUCAAAAAAUUAUGGAAAAAGUGCUGGUGGGUUUUGAAGAUGUGACAUGUUUUCAAGACGAUAUAUUAAUUUCGAGUAAAGAUAUUAAAGAACACAUCGAUAAAGUUCGAAGUGUUCUCCAUAAGAUGUCCGAAUGUGGUUUAACAGUUGAGAAAAAAUACUUAAAUCGAAAUGGAAUUAAAUUGAAACAAGGACCUCCGUAUCAUCCUGCUACUAAUGGACAGGCUGAAAACUCAGUUAAAAAUAUUAAGUUGUCACUAUUAAAAGCUCUAGAAGAGAAAGAUAGUAUAUCUAGUAUAGAGGAUUUAAGAUUGGAUGAGUUUUUUAAAUCUCCUGAUUUAAAAGAAAGGGAAGAGGUUAAUGAUGUUAAAUCUAAGAGAAUUAGGAGAAAACCAGAUAGAUUUUGCUUUUGA